Messenger RNA from Nestor notabilis (Kea), 1056 nucleotides. RefSeq names its product G-protein coupled receptor 183-like. The transcript has a single exon. Gene Ontology annotation, molecular function: oxysterol binding; G protein-coupled receptor activity. Gene Ontology annotation, cellular component: membrane. Bases 1 to 1056 code for a protein of 351 amino acids. NCBI's taxonomy places the organism in Eukaryota, Metazoa, Chordata, Aves, Psittaciformes, Psittacidae. The record is from RefSeq and is a predicted model, not a curated record. Gene Ontology annotation, biological process: G protein-coupled receptor signaling pathway.
AUGGCUGUUGCGGAGUCGGUGUUGCUGCUGCCUGCCAACCUCACCUCCAGCAACCAGAGCAGCUGCAACGUGCACAACCACCACUUCUCUGCCAAAGUCACCUUCUCCCUCUUCUACAUUGCCCUGCUGGUGUUCGGUGCCUGCGGGAACAUCCUGGCUCUCUGCAUCACCUUCCAGCGCAGGAAGAAGAAACUCAACUCCACUGAUCUCUACCUGGUGAACCUGGCCCUCUCCGAUGCCCUCUUCACCCUGGCACUGCCGGGCAGGAUUGCCUACUAUAUCCGGGAGUUUGACUGGCCAUUUGGGGACUGGUUCUGCCGGGUCACAGCCUUCAUUUUCUACAUGAACACCUACGUGGGCAUCUACUUCAUGACCUGUGUGAGCGUGGACCGUUACAUCGCCGUGGUGCGCACCAGGCACCCCAGCAGGAUCCGCAAGAUGAGCCGUGCCAGGGGUGUCUGUGUCCUCAUGUGGUCCUUAGUGUUCCUGCAGACAGCGCCGCUGCUCCUGCGGCCCAUGACACAGAUGAUGGGGGACAAGUUGACGUGUAUGGAGUACUUCAACUUUGAGGAGAUUCCCAAGCUGCCCUACCUGCUCCUGGUGGCCUGCAUGCUUGGCUUCUUCCUGCCUGUGGGCAUCAUCUUGGUGUGCUAUGUGAGGAUCAACCUCAAGCUCUGCCAGACAGCCAAGGAGAACCCGCUGACGGUGAAGAAUGGGCACCACCGCCGGGCCUUCACCAUCAUCCUAGUGGUGCUGUUGGCUGUCCUGCUCUGCUUCAGUCCCUACCACCUCAAUAUAGUCCAGUUCAUGGUCAGAAAGAUCAUCUACCAGCCGUCCUGCCGUGAGCAGCAGGCCUUCAAGAUGUCCCUGCAAGUCACUGUGGCGUUCAUGAACCUCAACUGCUGCAUCGACCCCAUCAUCUACUUCUUUGCCUUCCGAGGCUACAAGCGGAGGCUGCUACGCAUCUUCAGGAACAGCGGCUCGAUGACCUCCUCCUCCACUGCCAAGACUCCCUCUGAGAGCAACAGCAAGCAGCCUGGCUCCAUCUCUGUCUAA